Naegleria gruberi is the source of this 3003-nucleotide messenger RNA. Its product is annotated as WD40 repeat-containing protein. NCBI's taxonomy places the organism in Eukaryota, Heterolobosea, Eutetramitea, Acrasida, Naegleriidae. The record is from RefSeq and is a predicted model, not a curated record. Bases 1 to 3003 code for a protein of 1000 amino acids. Gene Ontology annotation, molecular function: protein binding. The transcript has a single exon.
AUGUCCAUCGACACAUCAACCCAAGCAGCUUCAUCAUUAACUGCUGCCGGCAGCAUGUCGUCGGCCACAUCAAAUCACACCCACCUGAUCAAUCCAAUCUACUCUAAAAAACAAAAAGCAAGAUUGGUACAAAUCCGUACAAGAAAUAAGAGAAAAUUACCAUUGAAUGAAAGUAUUAUUUUCCACAUAUUUUCCUUCAUGAAUGGUGCCGAUAUUGAAAGUUGUUGCAAGGCAAGUCAUAUCUUUCAAAAUGUUGGAAAUGAUGAGAGCAAAUUCUUGGAAUACUUUAUUGCCAGAUACGAACCAUAUACUACCUUCUAUCACGACUAUAAUCGUCAAUCGUUUUUAAUUUCAGGUGGAGCUUCAGCACAACCACCUCCAACACCAACAACAGCAACAACAACAACAACAACAACAACAGGUGGAAUUUCCUCUCCUACCUUCCCUAUUGCUGUGAAGGCUAAUGUUGAAUCUCCCCUUGCUCCCUCUUCACCAAUCAUAACAUCAACACCACUUUCUCCAAGAGGAAGCGUUAAUUCGGCACAAUCUCAAAACUCUAGAAUUCCUCCACAGUUGGUUUCAACACCAUCCUUUGCUUCCUUCUCUACAUUAUCAUCUGUUUUUGAAAAAGGCCAACCAUCGUCAUCAAAUAAUCAACAACAACAACAACCACAAGAAUCAAUUCAACGAGAGGAAAGAGAGUACUACAAGAGACCACGUUGCAAUUGGAGAAAUGCUGUCAAAUAUAGAGAGCAAAUGCAAACAUGUUAUCGUUUUGGUCAAGUGAAUUUAAUGAAAGUUUAUACACAACCUGAUUUGAAAAUUCUCACACUCUCCUCUUCCAGUUUGAAAGAGGCCGUGAAGGGAAAAGGAUGGAUUGAUAUUGAAAAUACCAACAAUACAAAAGUACCUUCCAAUCCAUCCACACCAAGUGAUUCUAAAAUUUCAAUCUUGAACACCUCUGUUGAACCAUCCAUUAAAAGAAGAGAAUAUGUUAGUGAUGAAGAGGAAGUUAGAAAGGAAAAGGAAAAAUUGGACAAGGAAAGAGAUCGUCUUGUUGACGAAUUUAGUGGUAUUAUGAAUUAUUGUUCAACCAAUACCGAUGAUUGGAAGAGUAAUGGAUUUCACUUGAAGGAUGUAAGAUUGUUGGAUGGUCGUGUUAUUUUAAAUACUAGAAAGAAUUUCCGUCACACAACCAAACCUUUUAAACAUCACUUUUCCUAUGAUCUUUUAACCUAUAGUUUGUUCAGUGCUAAAGACUCUCACGUUGCCAAUAGAUUAACAGGUAGAAGAAAACAAAUUUUGGAUAAUAUGUUCGAAGAUGAUUUGCCAAUAUCUGCCAUGAAAGAGCUUCACGAGAGCCUUUUAAGUGAAACUGAUGAGUUUUUAUAUGAACAAUGGGUCUCAAAGGUAAUGAAUUGCAGCAGUGAGUACAUUUCAAGAAAUAGAUCUGAGGGAGGCGCUGCCUCUACAACUGCUGAUGAUGACUUAUCCACAGCCCACUCUAGAGCUGAUUAUCCACCAUUUUCUGCUCUCAAUUUGAUUGGAGUUGUCAAUACCUAUCCAAAAUAUGGAUCCUUUGGAACUGCAUGGUCACCAUCCAAUAGAACUUUAGGUUUUGGAUCAUUGGAAUUCUUGGAAUUUGAAAUUGAAGAAGAAAUGUUCAUUGAAGAAGUUCGUGUCUUUGAAACAUUCUGCCCUGGUGGUGUCUUUAAAAUUUCGAUAUUUGACAAGUCUACCAACUCAUGGGAUACUGUUUGGCUAGGAAAACCAUACGAUACCAAUUGUAGAAUGAUGGAAAGAUCUAGAGUUUUUGCACCAACAAUUCUCAAAAAGGAUUACCCAACUAAAAAGAUUAGAAUUGAUUUGGAUUUGAGAAAGUCUCCAACAGGGUGGACUGAAAUUGAUGGUAUUCUUGUGAGAGGGUAUUUGCAUUUCAAGGACAGAUUGAGGGUACUCGCAAGCCAACAAUUGCAAACCAAGAAGGAUACUAUCAGUCUUAAUAAGGAAGUUUUGCACUUUCCAUACUCUUAUCUUUCACAUUCACCAUUCGAUUAUCAAUUUGGUGUCUUGUGCUUUGUUUAUACUGAAUCUAGCUACUACCAUAUCAAUUCUACUUUGGUUGUUAUUGGAGGUACAGAAUUGUUGAAGGAUGAAGUAUUUUUGGAAGUUACCUAUUCUAAGGAUUAUAUUGUUGCUGUUAAAUUACUUAGUAACAAGACCUGUAUGGCCAUUGUAAAAUUAGCUCGUGUUCCAACUCAAUAUUGUGUUCACAUUUAUGACAUUUCUAUGAAACGUCUCUCUAAAAGCUUUGAAUUGAAGGAACUUCCAACAGAUUCAAAAGAAGUUACCUCUUGGGAACUUACUCAACAAGUAAUUGCUUGCACUGUUGAUAAGAAGAUUUAUGUAUAUGAUAUCAGCAACUCAACUAGCAUGGCAAGUUGGAGAUUAAUUUAUACUCUUGAAGGUCAUGAUUCCAUUGUUACUUCAAUGUCUCUCAAUACUGAAUUGAUUGAUUUGAGUAAUGUGUUGGCCUCUUCUUCAUCCGAUAAGACUGUCAAAAUUUGGAGCUUGCACACAGGUCAAUGUUUAAUGACCUUGGAACAUCCAAGUGCUGUCUCUUGUGCCAAGGUUAUUGCUGCUGGUACUAUGGUUGCUACUUGUUGUGUUAAUGAAUCAGUUAUUAGAAUUUGGAGUAUUUGUGGAGCUGAUGCUGGUGCACUUGUUAGAGUUCUUGCCCUCCCAACUCUUUCAACUAGUAAUACCAGACAUACUCAGAAGGAAAUCUUUUUCGAUGAAUCCUAUUUCACCUACUUUGAAAAGGGAACUAAUGAAUACAUUCUCGGUAGAUUCCACAUUGGAGAACAAGAUGAAAAGAGUGAGCAAAAGAAUGAAACUACCAAGCAAGAAACCUGGGUUGGUGAUGGAGAGAAUGUAAUCCUCAACAGAUAUAAUAUUGUAAAUAAGUACCAGGCCAAUGCAGAAGCAUGUACAAUUUUGUAA